AUGCUCCGCGCCAGACCAGAGGCACUAAUACUCCUGGGAACUCUGUUGACUGGACCCCUGGAUCCAGCCGGAGGCCAGGACGCACUCUCACUGCCCUGGGAAGUACAGCGUUAUGACGGCUGGUUCAACAAUCUGAGGCACCAUGAGCGUGGUGCUGCUGGCUCCCGGCUGCAGCGCCUUGUACCAGCUAAUUACGCAGACGGCGUGUAUCAGGCUUUGGGGGAGCCGCUGCUGCCCAACCCGCGCAGUCUCAGCAACGCCGCCACGCAGGGCGUAACCGGGCUGCCAUCGCUCCGCAACCGCACCGUGCUAGGGGUCUUCUUUGGCUACCACGUGCUCUCGGACGUCGUGAGUGUGGAGAGACCCGGCUGCCCUGCCGAGUUCCUCAACAUCCACAUCCCGCGGGGAGACCCCGUGUUUGACCCCGACAAGCGUGGGGACGUGGUGCUGCCCUACCAGAGGAGCCGCUGGGACCCCGAGACCGGACGCAGCCCCAGCAACCCCCGGGACCUGACCAACGAGGUGACCGGCUGGCUGGACGGCAGCGCCAUCUACGGCUCCUCGCACUCCUGGAGCGACGCGCUGCGGAGCUUCUCCGGGGGACAGCUGGCGUCGGGGCCCGACCCCGCCUUCCCCCGAUUCGCGCAGAACCCCCUGCUCAUGUGGACCCCGCCCGACCCCGCCACCGGGCAGCGCGGGCCUCGGGGGCUGUACGCCUUCGGGGCCGAGCGAGGGAACCGGGAGCCCUUCCUGCAGGCGCUGGGCCUGCUCUGGUUCCGCUACCACAACCUGUGCGCGCGGAGGCUGGCCCGCGAGCACCCGCACUGGGGGGACGAGGAGCUGUUCCAGCACGCGCGCAAGAAGGUCAUCGCCACCUACCAGAACAUCGCUCUGUAUGAGUGGCUGCCCAGCUUCCUGCAGAAAACGCCCCCGGAGUAUGCAGGGUACCGUCCUUUCCUAGACCCCAGCAUCUCCCCGGAGUUCGUGGUAGCCUCUGAGCAGUUCUUCUCCACCAUGGUGCCCCCUGGCGUCUACAUGAGAAAUGCCAGUUGUCAUUUCCGGAAAGUCCUGAACAAGGGUUUUGGCAGUUCCCCAGCUCUCAGGGUCUGCAACAGCUACUGGAUUCGGGAGAACCCCAAUGUGAACAGUUCUCAGGAGGUGAAUCAGCUGCUGCUGGGAAUGGCCUCCCAGAUUUCGGAGCUGGAGGACAGGAUAGUGGUUGAAGAUCUGAGGGAUUACUGGCCUGGCCCUGACAAAUUCUCCCGUGCAGACUAUGUGGCCAACAGCAUCCAGCGUGGCCGGGAUAUGGGACUGCCCAGCUACCACCAGGCCCUGCUGGCCUUGGGGCUGGAGAUCCCAAAGAAUUGGAGUGACCUCAACCCCAAUGUGGACCCCCAGGUGCUGAAGGCCGUAGCUGCCCUAUAUGACCAGGACCUGUCCCAUCUGGAGAUGCUCCCAGGGGGGCUCCUGGAGAGCCAUGGGGACCCUGGACCCCUGUUCAGUGCCAUUGUCCUUGACCAGUUUGUGCGGCUGCGGGAUGGUGACCGCUACUGGUUUGAGAACACCAGGAAUGGGCUGUUCUCCAAGGAGGAGAUUGCAGAAAUCAGAAACACCACCCUGCGGGACGUGCUAGUGGCUGUCACCAGCGUGGACCUCAGUGCCCUGCAGCCCAAUGUCUUUGUCUGGCAUGAAGGCGCACCCUGUCCUCAGCCCCGGCAACUCACAGCUGAAGUCUUGCCCCGCUGCGUGCCCCUCAUUGUGCUUGACUUCUUCGAGGGCAGCGGUCCUGGUUUUGGCAUCACCAUCGUGGCUCUCUGCUGCUUUCCAUUAGUAAGUCUGCUUUUCUCUGGGGUGGUGGCCCAUUUCCGGACCCGAGACCGCAAGAAGCUGCAAAAAAAAGGCAAAGAAAAUAUGAAGAAUGAAGCAGCCAAAGAUGGAGUGCCAGCAAUGGAGUGGCCAGGCCCCAAGGAGAGAAUCUAUCCUGUCACCCUCCAGCUGCUCCCAGACAGGUGUCUGCAGGUCCUGGACAGGCACCUCACUGUGCUCCGCACCAUCCAGCUGCAUCCCCUGCAGGAGGUCAACCUCAUCCUGUCCCGCAACCGUGGGUGCCGCACCCUGCUGCUCAAGAUCCCCAAGGAGUAUGACCUGGUGCUGCUGUUUAACUCUGAGGAAGAGCGGGGCACCUUUGUGCAGCAACUGCAGGACUUCUGUGUAUGCUGGACUCUGGGGCUCCAUGUGGCUGAGAUGGGUGAGAAUGCGCUCUUCAGGAAGGCUGUGACCAAGCAGCAGCGGGGACGCAUCCUGGAGAUCUUCUUCAGGCACCUUUUUGCUCAGGUGCUGGACAUCAACCAAGAGGCUGUAGGGACCCUGCCCCUGGACUCAUCCCAGAAGGUGCGGGAGGCCCUGACAUGUGAGCUGAGCAGGGCCGAGUUUGCCGAAUCCCUGGGCCUCAAGCCCCAGGACAUGUUUGUGGAGUCCAUGUUCUCUCUGGCUGACAAGGAUGGUAAUGGCUACCUGUCCUUCCGGGAGUUUCUGGACAUUUUAGUCGUCUUCAUGAAAGGCUCCCCAGAGGAUAAGUCCCGCCUGAUGUUCACCAUGUAUGACCUGGAUGCGAAUGGCUUCCUCUCCAAGGACGAAUUCUUCACCAUGAUGCGGUCCUUCAUCGAGAUUUCCAAUAACUGCCUGACCAAGGCCCAGCUGGCCGAGGUGGUGGAGUCCAUGUUCCGGGAGUCGGGCUUCCAGGACAAGAAGGAGCUGACAUGGGAGGACUUCCACUUCAUGCUGCGGGACCAUGACAGUGAGCUCCGCCGCACACAGCUCUGCGUCAGAGGUGGAGGUGGAGCUGUUGGAGACAUCUUUAAACAAAACAUCAGCUAUCGAGUCUCAUUCAUCACUCGGACUCCUGGGGAACGCUCCUGCUCCCAGGGACAGGAGCUCCCUGCCUCAGAAGUCCCAGAGCUGGGAGGCCCUGGGCUGAGGAAGAGGUUUGGCAAAAAGGCGGUGGUGCCCACUCCCCAGCUGUACACAGAGGCGCUGCAGGAGAAGAUGCAGCGAGGCUUCCUGGCCCAGAAGCUGCAGCAGUACAAGCGCUUUGUGGAGAACUAUCGGCGGCACAUCAUGUGCGUGGCAGUCUUCUCAGCCAUCUGUGUGGGCUUGUUUGCAGAGCGUGCUUACUACUAUGCCUUUGCCUCGCCACCCACGGACAUUGAAGAGACCACCUAUGUGGGCAUCAUCCUGUCGCGGGGCACAGCAGCCAGCAUCUCCUUCAUGUACUCCUACCUCCUGCUCACCAUGUGCCGCAAUCUCAUCACCUUCCUGCGAGAGACCUUCCUCAACCACUACGUGCCCUUCGAUGCCGCCGUGGACUUCCACCGCUGGGUCGCCAUGGCUGCUGUUAUCUUGGCCAUUCUGCACAGUGCUAGCCACGCGGUCAAUAUCUACAUCUUCUCGGUCAGCCCCCUCAGCCUUCUGGCCUGCGUAUUCCCCAACGUCUUUGUGAAUGAUGGGUCUAAGCUUCCCAAAAAGUACUACUCAUGGUUCUUCCAGACGGUCCCAGGUAUGUCAGGGGUGCUCCUGCUCCUGGUUCUGGCCAUCAUGUAUGUUUUUGCUUCCAACCACUUCCGCCGCCGCAGCUUCCGGGGCUUCUGGCUGACCCACCACCUCUACAUCCUGCUGUAUGCCCUGCUCAUCAUCCACGGCAGCUACGCUCUGAUCCAGCUGCCCAGUUUCCACAUCUUCUUCUUGGUCCCGGCAAUCAUCUAUGGGGCAGACAAGCUGGUGAGCCUGAGCCGCAAGAAGGUGGAAAUCAGUGUGGUGAAGGUGGAGCUGCUGCCUUCAGGUGUGACCCACCUGCAGUUCCAGAGGCCCCAGGGCUUUGAGUACAAGUCAGGACAAUGGGUGCGAAUCGCCUGCCUGGCUCUGGGGACAACCGAGUACCACCCCUUCACGCUGACCUCUGCACCCCAUGAGGACACGCUCAGCCUGCACAUCCGGGCAGUGGGGCCCUGGACCAUUCGCCUCAGGGAGACCUACUCAGCCCCAACGGGUGACAGCUGUGCCCAAUACCCAAAGCUGUACCUUGAUGGACCAUUUGGAGAGGGCCACCAGGAAUGGCAUAAGUUUGAGGUGUCGGUGCUGGUGGGAGGGGGCAUUGGAGUCACCCCCUUUGCCUCCAUCCUUAAAGACCUGGUCUUCAAGUCAUCCUUGGGCAGCCAAAUCCUCUGUAAAAAGAUCUACUUCAUCUGGGUGACACGGACCCAGCGGCAGUUUGAGUGGCUGGCUGACAUCAUCCGGGAGGUGGAGGAGAAUGACCGCCAGGACCUGGUGUCUGUGCACAUCUACAUCACCCAGCUGGCUGAGAAGUUCGAUCUCAGGACCACCAUGCUGUACAUCUGCGAGCGACACUUCCAGAAGGUGCUGAACCGGAGCCUGUUCACGGGCCUGCGCUCUGUCACCCACUUUGGUCGCCCCCCUUUCGAGCCCUUCUUCAACUCCCUGCAGGAGGUCCACCCACAGGUGCACAAGAUUGGGGUGUUCAGCUGCGGCCCUCCAGGGAUGACCAAGAAUGUGGAGAAGGCCUGUCAGCUCAUCAACCGGCAGGACCGAGCCCACUUUGUGCACCACUAUGAGAACUUCUGA
Molecule: messenger RNA, 4638 nt
Organism: Cynocephalus volans (Philippine flying lemur)
Lineage: Eukaryota; Metazoa; Chordata; Mammalia; Dermoptera; Cynocephalidae
Gene: DUOX2
Product: dual oxidase 2
Exons: 33
Coding region: 1-4638 (1545 amino acids)
Biological process (GO): response to oxidative stress; superoxide anion generation; defense response
Cellular component (GO): plasma membrane; NADPH oxidase complex
Molecular function (GO): calcium ion binding; heme binding; peroxidase activity
Source: RefSeq, a predicted model, not a curated record